AUGGAGCCGAUGGGGGCUGCGCACCUCCUUGAGGACGAGGUUGGAAAGAAUUCUAAACAUUUUGAUUAUGGUUCUCUGAAGGUUCGGUUGGUACGCUCUUUGGAUGAAGUAAGGAACAAGACUAGGUUUCCUAUAAAGAGCGAAAGGAUCACUUUGAUUGGAGAUUCAGAAAUUUCUACUGAUGCCAGGCUACUACCCUGUUACCGGCAGAAGUGUGUUGAAAGAAUGUCCUACAAUGACUCCACAGAAAAGCCACCAUUAUUCAGAGAAGCUACAACAUUUCAAAAGGCUUGGAAAAGUGUAGAUGUAAAGGCAGCUGAGGAAGUCAGAGGCCUACCUGAUUUUGUUGUUCCUGAGAAAACCAGCAGUAAUAUCUUGGAACGCCUGUCAGAACGCCGGCGACGCCGUCAUGAUGAAGCACUAACCUCAAUGCGUCAUGAGCUUGCCUGCAUUGCCAGGGAGAUGGAACCCCUUGUUUUGGAGCCUGGAAAAUUCCUUCUGACAAAACUGAUGGAAUCUGAUAGAAAAACCGAACUUCUGUUUAAAAAGAUUGAGUCUGACAGUGCUCUGGAAGAUUUCUCAAUUGAAGUAAGGCAGCUCAUGCCAUUGUCUCAUCUUCAGUUAUUUGUACCUGCCUUGACCAGAAAGAAGUGGAUUAGGGAAAUGGAUGAAUCCCUAAAAGAGGUUGAAAGGAAUCGAGCUGAUAAAAUAACAGAUGUACUGAGGAAGUAUACCCUGAUACUGGAGGAAAUUUCCUUCUUCCUGUCACCUGAUGUUUACAGGCUCAUGCAUUAUGAGGCCAUGGCAAUUAACAGAGAACUGUUGGUUAAUCAGAGGGCAAUUGCCAAACUGUUCUUUAAUCUAAUGAAAUCAGAGAUGAUGAGGGAAUUAUCAUAUCGGUUGAAAUGGCAAGACAGAGUCAAGGACUGGAAGCUCAUCAAAAAGAACUAUGUAGUUCACAGUUUCAGUGAUUUGUUGCCUCCAACACACACGAAAGCUGAGAUAAAUGAAUGGUACAGAUCUUUGGUGAAUUUAAACGAAAGUAUAGAUACCCACAAUGUGCAGUGUAUGACAAAAAUACGCAACCAGUUUGAGAUGGUCCAGCAAAAAUGUUUGGCAGAAGCGCAGUUAUGCAAGAAUAACCUGUUGAAUCUGAAUGUUUGCCCAAAAGAAAAGGCUGAAGAAAUUGUGAAUUCUGACUUACUUCAGUGGACUGAGAAACUAAAAAGUCAGUUUGAAGAAGAACUGGAGCAUAUGGAUAGAGACUUUGAGGAGCUGGCUAAACAAAAUGAAUGGAAUUGUAGAGACUUCUACAGCUAUUUUCAGGAGGCCAUGGGUCUCUGGGAUGUCCAUCAACUCAAACUGUCCCAGCAGGAAGGUGAACUUCAGAAGAAAUUAGAUGAAUGCAGAUGGAAACAGGAUAACUCAAUACAGAUGAUGGAAGCUAAUCUGGAUAUAAUUUUGGGUAAAAUGAGAACAGCGAGCUCUGAAGAAAAGCUGAAGAAAUAUUUGGAGAAUGCCCUUUCUUCUUUAGAUGACAUUAGAGCUAGGUAUGAGACAUGCAACCAAGUUCUAAUGGAUCAAGUAAUGGCUUACCCAGAAGCUAUUUUGCAGGAAUUGAUUUUUUAUAGUAUAUCCAUCAGCCGAUAUUUUAAUGUAAAGGAAAUCUUCAAACAGAACUUGCAAGGAAAUACAGACUCCACAUUUCAAGAUCAAGAACUAGUUAAGACUUCAGAAGCUGAAUGUCUGGUGGAGCAGCAAGCUGAGCGCAUUGUGCAAGAAAAUGAAGGAGAGGAAAAGAAGGAAGAAACAAACACAGCUGAGAAUGAGGAGAUCUUUGCACAGAAAACUGAAGAAACAAAGGAAAAAGAAGAUGAGGAGAGUAUUCCACAUGAAAGUGAAGAAACUGAGCAUGCAGAACAGGAGGCAAGCUUUACACAGGCUAUGUUCAACAGCAGCAAGGCAGAAAGCUCUGAAAUAGCCAUUGAGACCUUUUCCACUUCCAGUGGAAACUCUUACACAGUUCUUGGAGUUGAAGAGGCAGGAAAGACUGACAUCCCAGAGACUUAUUUUACAAAAUAUGAAAAAAAAGAAUCACUUCCUAGGUACCUGAAACAUGUACUUAUCAAAGAAACCAUGUUUGUAGAACUGAAGAAACGGAUUCGCCUCUGCUUUUUUGAACACUUGGAGAAAUGGUUUGCAGAAUCCUUGUCCAACUCCUAUGUCUUUGUAGCUGCCAAGAAAGAGGAGUUGAAUUCAGAACUUCAACUGCGUCUUCACUUGCAUCAACAAAGGCUGGAGAAUACAAAGACAAAUAUCUACAAUGUUAGAGCUGUGGAACUGUUGCUUCACAAAGAGCAUCUAGAGUGCCAUUGUGCAGGGGUGGUGGAAGGUCUGGAAAAGGAGAGAGCUGAAUUUCUGAAAUUUUGUGAUCAGCAAAAUAACCUCAGCAAAAACUUACAUUCACAAAUCCGUGACAUGGAGUCUGUCUUCCUCAGUGCUCCUAUGACUGAGAAGUUAGUUUCUUUCAGCAAAAAGGUGCACUCAGAGCUACAUAAUCAUCUGGAGGUGAUCCAGGUUUCCCUGAGGAGCUACCGGAACUAUUUGGAGGAAGCUUUAGGAAAAUUAAGGGAUUCAAAUGUGGAUUUUCUCAAAGCUUGCAGAUUAUUUUUGGAGGGAGGUAACUUUUCUCCUGAGGAGGUAAAGUCUUUCAGCAAGUGUCUUCAGCAAGAAAGUAAGCGUAUUGACUCUUUUGAAAGUUUAAUCAAGACAGAUCUGGAGAAAAUGGAAUCGAGAUGCUUGGAGCAGGCUACUGAACUUAUCAACCAGUCUGAAACAAAGUUCCAUUAUCUCUUUAUGAAUCGAGUCUUUAUGGAGAAGAUCCGACAACUUUUGACAAAUCUACGAGUGCAAAUCAGAUCAGAGGCUUUGACUUCUGAAGAGUUGUAUGAUUUUGCCAAAGAAGUGUUGAAAGAACUGAAAAAUAGGAGCCAGUAUCUUGACUGCUUGCUAGUAAAAGCAACGAGCCCACAUGAUAAUGAGGACUUUACCCCUCUUGCAACGGAUGUUACGUUACAAGGUCCAAUUGCUGUUGCUUUUCGAACAGAAUGUCUCAGAGACAAGAACAAAGUGAUGGUGAUGGGGCUGGAUCCUGUCAAAUUUCCCUUGUUAAAUCCAAGCAGAAUGGGAGAGUCUCCAUUUGAUGAUUUAUCAAUAAGUGUUAUAAAAAAUUUACUUGAAAUUCAACCGUCCAGAAAAUCUCCAGGCCUAAAUCAGGAGGGAAAAGAUCACUCGCAUUCAUUAGGACAAGAAAUUCUUCCCACAUCAAAGAAGAAUUCUCACUUAACCAUAUCUGAUGAAGGUCCUCAGAAUUCUGCUACUUACAGCUAUGCAGCUCAGAUCACCAAGAAGUCAUCUUCUAACAAAAAGAAGCCUAGAAGAAGGAUGCACAAAUACACCAGACCAGUUCUCAGUGACAAGAGUUUCCAGAUAUUUGGAGAAAAGCCUCUAGAAUCUGAUACUUUUAAGGGGAUUACUAUGAAUAUUCUCUGGAUGGGUAAUAACAGCUUGCUCUGCCUUGCUGAGGAGUUCUAUCAAAAAGAGAAGCCUCAAAUCACAAUGCCUGAAGAUCUGCCGGAGACAUUUGAACGUUGUGCAGAAGUACUCAGACAGAAUCUACUGUCAUACCAAAGUCAGACAGAUGAUUACUACAAUUCCUGUCUUAUAGAAUUUCAGGAUCAAUUGAAGUUGUUUGAGAAGGAGCUCCCUUAUGUCUCCCAGAUGGCAGUUGAUGGUCUUUUAAAAGAACAUGAGCAGAAGCUCAGCUAUUCCACUGGUCAGAUUCGACACCUCUACAAUAAACAGCUGGAAGACUGGGAGAAUAUGAAGGCUAUGCACAAGAACCAAUUACGUCCCUCCCUGGGACACCCAGACAACUUACUUCAGCUGGACGCUUUGUGCCAGGAGGAAAUAAAAAGGCAAAAAGACGAAGCUGACGGUAUUCAUCGCAACACACAGAUGCUGCAGGACUGUGCUACUGAGUGUGCUCAGAACUUUGUUUCUGCACUAGCUGCCUUCACCGAAGAGAUGCUUCUGGAAUUAGAUGAAAGUAUCACUAUUGAUGACGUACAAGUAGCAAAAAUGGAAAAACCAAGAGAGAAGACAUCCACUUUAAUCUGUCGUAAACAAGCUGGACUUCCUCUAGAAAUCUGUGAAGUUAAACAGUCAAUUGAACGUGGGAGCAGGACUUGGCCAGGAAUACCCAUGACUACUCUUACAGACAAUUCAGACUAUAUUCUUUGCAGAGAAACUGCAUCAGUUACAACAGCUAAGACUACACUGGGUCAUGUAGCAGCAGUAGAAGCAAGAGAUGCUGCAUAUAAGAAAUACAAAUGUAAACUCGAGCAGCAGUUUGCCCAAAUCAAGGAAGAAAGUACAGCUCAGCUGCUGACAAUUCAGCAUUGGGAAGAUUGGUGGGAACGAUCCAUCCAGAAGAUUAAGCAACUCUAUACAUGA
Molecule: messenger RNA, 4515 nt
Organism: Cariama cristata (Red-legged seriema)
Lineage: Eukaryota; Metazoa; Chordata; Aves; Cariamiformes; Cariamidae
Gene: CCDC180
Product: coiled-coil domain containing 180
Exons: 35
Coding region: 1-4515 (1504 amino acids)
Source: RefSeq, a predicted model, not a curated record